Messenger RNA from Naumovozyma castellii, 936 nucleotides. RefSeq names its product type 2A-related serine/threonine-protein phosphatase SIT4 (gene SIT4). The record is from RefSeq and is a predicted model, not a curated record. The transcript has a single exon. NCBI's taxonomy places the organism in Eukaryota, Fungi, Ascomycota, Saccharomycetes, Saccharomycetales, Saccharomycetaceae. Bases 1 to 936 code for a protein of 311 amino acids.
AUGGCAGUGAGAGGACCGGACGAAUGGUUAGAAACCAUAAAGAAAUGUCAGGCUUUGACCGAGAACGAGAUGAAACAGCUGUGUGAGAUGGUGAAGGAGCUGUUGAUGGAAGAGAGUAAUAUUCAACCCGUGCAGACUCCAGUGACUGUUUGCGGUGAUAUUCAUGGACAAUUUCAUGAUUUGCUGGAACUAUUUAGAACUUCCGGUGGGUUUCCCGAUGAGAUUAAUUAUAUCUUUUUGGGGGAUUACGUUGAUAGAGGGUAUUACAGUUUGGAGACUUUCACGUUAUUGAUGUGUUUGAAAGUCAAAUAUCCAUCCAAGAUUACCUUGGUGAGAGGGAACCAUGAAUCGAGACAAAUUACACAAGUGUAUGGGUUCUAUGAGGAAUGUUUGAACAAAUACGGGUCCACCACAGUAUGGAAAUAUUGUUGUCAAGUUUUCGAUUUUUUAACUUUGGCUGCUAUAAUUGAUGGGAAAAUAUUAUGUGUUCACGGUGGGUUAUCUCCAGAAAUUAGAAUGCUGGAUCAAAUCAGAGUUUUAUCAAGGGCUCAAGAAGUGCCUCAUGAAGGUGGGUUUUCAGAUCUGUUGUGGAGUGAUCCAGAUAAUGUGGAAGCAUGGCAAGUAUCCCCUCGUGGUGCAGGUUGGUUAUUUGGUAGUAAAGUUGCCAGGGAAUUUAAUCAUGUUAACGGGUUGAACUUAAUAGCAAGAGCACAUCAAUUGGUCAUGGAGGGUUUCAAAUACCAUUUCCCUCAAAAGGACGUGGUGACCGUGUGGUCCGCUCCCAAUUACUGUUAUAGAUGUGGGAACGUUGCUAGUGUAAUGAAAGUGGAUGAAGAAUUGGAACCCACAUUUAAGAUAUUCUCUGCAGUACCGGAUGAUUAUAUUCAAGAAGCUGCUGUGAGUCAUAACAAUCAAAGAGCAGGUUAUUUCUUAUGA